Macrosiphum euphorbiae (potato aphid) is the source of this 555-nucleotide messenger RNA. NCBI's taxonomy places the organism in Eukaryota, Metazoa, Arthropoda, Insecta, Hemiptera, Aphididae. The record is from the annotation of a GenBank genome assembly.
AUGUUGAAAGACUGGUCUGUCAGCGACUUGACCGACAGUGACCAUAGGGUCAUAGGAUUCACCAUGACGGUUAACCAAGCCUCGAAACCCGUGUCCGAUGAAAAGCGUUACAUCCUUAAGUCGGCUGAUUGGGAUCUUUUCAAUAACACACUUCUAGGUGAAAUUGGUGGUAUCUCGUACUUGUCUAUAGAAUCCUCGGCCAUGGGCAUAAGCCGAGCUCUGACCGUUGCGGCGGACCGUGCGAUCCAACGAAGGAAAUCUUGUGGAUCCUCCGGAAGAAAUAUCUGGUGGUCCUCAGUUCUCUCCACGCUCCGUCAAAACCUAGCUCGUAAAAGACGAGAUGGCCUUAGGGGCAGUAACAGACGAGAAUACAAUAAACUACGAAACGAAUUCCUAACAGAAAUAAGAAAUCACAAGCUGUCUGCCUGGAAGUGCUUUGCGGGCGAUUUGAAUUCCGACCCAUGGUGCAAAGCAUUCAGAUGGGCCAAGGGCAGUUACUCAAUGCGCUCCAUGAGAAGCUCAAUGGCUAAGCCCGAUAGGUUCUCUGACCUCUGA